UUUUUUUGGUUGUCCCACUACAAGUGAUUGAUUUCCAUGUUAUAGCCAAAAGCCUAAUUACAAAAUAUCUGAUCUCUCUUAUUUUACUCUCUUUAUUUCUCCUACUUUAUUCACUCAAUCUCCCGUGCCAAAAAGAAAUCAAUCACAUGCGGUGGGACAAAGGGAGUACGUUUCUUUUUUCUGGUUGAAGAUAAAAAUCUCAUUUCCCAAAACAAAAAACGAUAACUAAUUUUGUUGUUUUAAGGGCAUUGAUAGGUUUGUGAUUUUGUGUUGUGUCUGGUGCUGGUAGUAUCGGAUUAACAGCUAAUAAUUUUGGCUCGGCAGGUAAGGAGAUCUACGAUUUAUCUCACAGAAAUUUCUUCUGGUUGGUUCCAACAGGCAACCUUUUUGCAUGAAAACAACAACUUACAAACAUUUCUGUCAAACAUUUUCUGAGAUUAUAGUAGCUGAUAUGAAUUUUGUACUGUUGAAGCAGUGGGGCCUUCAAAUUUUGGAUGAUGCCUUUUUACUAAUAUUUGAAAAACUGCACUUAAGAUUUUAUGUUGUUAGCAUGUGAAUUAGUUUUCCUAGUUCUUGAAGUUUUCUCUGAUUGCACACUGAGUGCAAUUUGUAUUUUUUUUUUACAAGAAAUGCAUUAAAAAAGUAGCUCUAACUUACUUUGGAAAACUGUCUAAAUUCCUUAGGUGAAUAAUACCAACAAAGACACAACUUAGUGAUUGUCAUGUGCAAGGGACCACUAUGAAUUAUUGGUUGAAGGCUAUAUUGCCUUUUUUGAAGUUCUUCAUUGUUUGGUUUUAUAAAAUUUUUCUCUUUCUCUCUCUAUCAAUCAUUUGCUCAUUUUUCCUGCUUGGUUUAUCUUGAUCUGCAAAAAUCAUGCCACAUAAACUUCUAAAUCUUGAUCACUCGUUUUUUCAGCUUGGUUUAUUUUGAUUGGCAAAAUCUUCUCACUCAAACUUUUUAACUGUGAUCAGCAAAGAUGGCUUAUGCUGCUGUUCUUUCCCUUGCCCAAACUGCUGGAAAAGUGAUCUUGGAUCAAGAUAGAUAUUCCAUUUCUCGUAAUAAGAAACAGCAAAUUCGAUCUAUCUACGAACCAUUUAUAUUCUUGCAAGGGUUUCUUGAAGAUUUUCCAGAGAAGGCCAACAUUGUGGAUGGGAGAAUCCGAGAUUUAGCAUAUGAAGCAGAAGUUGUUAUUGAGUCUUUCAUGCUGGAGGAAGCUCCAACACAUUGGUGGACAGUUUUAGCUUCCAAAUCCAAGUUUAAACACCAAAUGAGAAAGAUCAGAGCAGAAGCAGAUUCAAUCACAAGGGAAGUGAUGGCCAUAAAGAAUAAUAGCUCAGAUGCAGUGCAACUUGGUGAUUCUUCUGUAGCAGGUUCUUCGCCUUCUAGACUUGCUCCAGUUACCAAGAUUGACUAUGUGGUUGGUUUACAUGAAGAUUUGUUGGAAAUAAAGUCACGACUCUGUGGAGAAUCACCCAAUUUACAAGUUAUUACAAUCGUUGGAAUGGGAGGCAUUGGUAAAACCACUCUCGCAAAGUGUGCUUAUGAUGAUCCACUUACGGUGCAGCAGUUCGACAUUCGUGCUUGGGUGACAGUAUCACAGGACUACAAUGCAGAGGUGAUAUUUUCAAGCCUCCUAGCUUCCAUGGAAGAAUUCAACACAGAAAGCUCUGAGCAAAGUAGUGAAAGCGUGUUCAAAAUCUUGAAAGGCAGGAGGUAUCUCAUUGUAAUGGAUGAUAUUUGGACAACUGAGGUUUGGGACGAUGUAAGAUGUAUACUUCCCGAUGAUGGUAAUGGAAGCAGAGUCAUGUUAACGACUAGAGAAACUGGUGUGGCUGCUUAUGCUGAUCAUUUGAGCCCUUUUCACAAGAUGCGUUUGAUGGAUGAUGAUCAAAGUUGGAAUCUACUUCGACAGAUGGUGUUUGCACAUCAAGAUUGUCCUCCCGAAUUGGAGAAUAUUGGAAAAGAGGUUGCGAGGUGCUGCAAAGGGCUGCCCCUCACAAUCGUGGUUGUUGCUGGGAUACUAUCCACAAUGGACAGCAAUCUAGCUUCAUGGAGAAAAAUUGCACAAGAUGUAAAUUCAGUUACUGUAGGAGGACAAUGUGAAAAGGUAUUGUCUUUGAGUUACACCCAUUUGCCUCAUUAUCUGAGGUCAUGCUUCUUGUACAUGGGAGGCUUUCCAGAAGAUUAUGAGGUCCCUGUCUCAAAACUUAUCAGAUUAUGGGUAGCUGAGGGAUUUUUGAGACGCCCGAAGGGAUCUAAAACCUUGGAAGAAGAGGCAGGGGAUUGCUUGGAGGAUCUUGUCAAGAGAAAUCUUGUUUUAGUCACCAAGAGAAAGUUUGAUGGAAGGAUCAAAAGAUGCAGCCUCCAUGAUCUGAUGAGAGAUCUGUGCAUAAGAAAAGCAUGUGAAGAGAAGUUUCUUGUGAAUUUCAGUAGGUGGAAGGCCCAGAAUGUGACAAAGUUGAUUUCAGUAGAGGGCAAAAACAAUCUGCGCCGUGUCAGUGUAACUCCUUCGAGCUUACCUUACAUUUUAAAAUUGUACGGCUUAACCAUCCAUACGAUUUUGUGCUUCCGUGGCAUUUCAGUAGAAAACAUGUUGGAAAGAUUUAGAUUACUUAGGGUGUUAGAUGCGAGAGAUGUUUAUGUUUCUUUAUUUCCUGAUGAACUAUUCAAUCUGUUUCAUCUGGUAUACCUUGCUAUAUACAUUCAUGGAAGGAUCCCUUCAGCCAUUUCGAAGCUUCGUAAUCUUCAAACUUUGAUCCUUCGUGCAGCGAACGAAUGGACGCUUUUUAGAUCCCAUCGCAUCUGUUUACCACAAGAAAUUUGGAUGAUGCCACAGUUAAGACAUCUUGUCUUCUGUGGCAGGUUACCUGAUCCCGAAGGAAGAACAGCUUCUGGUCUAAAUAAUCUUCAAACACUUUCUAUAGUGUCACAUGCCAUGUGUAGUGAAAGGAUUUUGAGAAUGAUCAGAAACCUAAAGAAGUUAGAGAUUGAUUGCAUGGAUAGUCGUCCAGGUGACAAUUAUCUUAACAAUUUAGUACAUCUGCGUAGACUUGAAGAUUUGAAGUUACGUUCAUCCUUUGGUGGUGCAUUUUGCCAAAAGGAUAUCUUUACCUUUCCUAGGAUGCUGAAAAGGCUGACCUUAAGUCGUGUGGCUCUUCCUUGGGACGAGAUGACAAUUGUUGGUUCGUUGCCAAAUCUUCGAGUGCUGAAACUAACUCAUCAGGCUUGCAAAGGCUACAGAUGGGAAACGACUGAUGGAGAGUUCCCUCUUUUGGAAUUUCUGCUUAUAGAACAGUCAGAUCUCUUGCACUGGAUAACUGAAAGUAGCCACUUUCCGAUGCUGAAGCGCCUGAUGCUCGAUGACUGUUGGCAGCUUGCUGAGAUACCUGAAGAUAUCGGGGAAAUUCCAACCCUUGAGCUGGUUGAGGUGAAGGGAAGAGCAAAGAGGUCACUUGUGAAUUCAGUCAAGCGGAUUCUCGAGAUCCAACGGGGAUGGGGAAAUGAUACCCUUCAAGUCGUUGCAUGACUCAUCGGUGAAUCUGCUGCUGAUCAGUAGUUGCAUUUGCCAUCUGAGUUGGUCAGAACCAUGCUCGUUGUUUUCUUGAAGGAUUCGUUUUCUAGUUGCUUCUUUGUUAGUUACGAUCAUUGCUGCGAUGUAUGAUUCAUAUGAUACCAAUGACAACCUUGUUCAGUUGCUUCUGCUUCUGGUUUUUUGUUGAGAAGAGCAAGUGUGGCAAAAGCUUUAGGUAUCAUGAAUGCUACUUAUGUGUACAACGUAGUUGUAGCUUUGGAGUUUUUUUACUAGUGUUGGUUAUGAAUAACAUAUGGAAGCUGAUAAAGAAGUGAGGGUGGAAUAUGGAAAGAAGUGUGUUUAUCCGAGGCUAUUUCUGGGCUGGAACGAAGCUAAGAUUUAUAAGAAUCGACUGUUGAGUUAUAACUUACGAGGCUUCUUUUUUGUUGUACCGACUUAAAAACUG
This is a messenger RNA of Salvia hispanica, 3977 nucleotides long. The record is from RefSeq and is a predicted model, not a curated record. NCBI's taxonomy places the organism in Eukaryota, Viridiplantae, Streptophyta, Magnoliopsida, Lamiales, Lamiaceae.